Orbicella faveolata is the source of this 920-nucleotide messenger RNA. RefSeq lists its product as uncharacterized. Lineage: Eukaryota; Metazoa; Cnidaria; Anthozoa; Scleractinia; Merulinidae. Gene Ontology annotation, molecular function: protein binding. The record is from RefSeq and is a predicted model, not a curated record. Gene Ontology annotation, cellular component: CAF-1 complex; nucleus. Gene Ontology annotation, biological process: nucleosome assembly; DNA replication-dependent chromatin assembly.
CAUUUAUCUCCCUCUCCUUAGUGCCCAGUUUCCCAGAGCGGGAUUUUCAAAAUGGCGGAAGACUCAGUCGUCUGCGUGAGCUUCGAUGGAAUAUUGGAGCCAGCGAGCCCGUCAUUGCAGAAUUGUAUCAAAUUUUCAAAGAGUGGAAGAUACUUAAGUGCCUUGUGUGACUUUGGAGUUGUCUCUAUUUGCCAGUUGACAGAGGUUGGUGAAGACUUCAAGGUAGUCUUAGUUAAAAGACUCACAUUUGGCAAAGGUGAACUUCUUGAGGGUCAUGCCUGGUCCAGCGAUGAUCAAAUAUUUGCUGUAGCUGGAUACAAGAUUUAUCUUUCUAAAGUCUGUCAGGGAUUUACCAGUCUUUAUACCAUUCCCUUGUAUUACAUGCCAAAAGACAUUUCCUUAAUCUUGACUGAUUGUUCUUCUCCACAAAAGGUGUAUAGUUUAGCUGUUGCUGGUCCAAAUGGAGUUGAACUGUAUCAAAUGGAGAUAGGAGACUUUAAAAUGAUAACUGGUGGUUCCUCAUCACUCCAUUCAGAUCUGGCCAUUGCACUGGUUGAAUUUUCCCCUGAUGAACAUUACCUAGCUGUGGUAUGGUGUGUUAAUAUGUAGUUCAAUUGCAAUUUAAAAGAAAAAAAACUCCUGGAUGAAUUAAGCACCAGGGAAUGAACUACUGACUUCAAAUCUUAUCGAAAGAACAGUUACACACUUACAAUAAAUGGUAAUGUUGUUAUAAUAUUUAAAAAUAAUUAGCUUGUUCAAUUAUUAAAAUAUAGUUUGUUAAUUAAAUGAGAAAGUCACUUUAAAAAGCUUACUUUUUCAUUUCCACCUAUAGUAAGUAAACACUCACCACAAAGUUUCAGCCUCUAAAGUGCCUGCUAUCCUGAAAGAAAUUCGUCUUGAAAGAAGCCCAAAAUUUGACU